Molecule: messenger RNA, 2859 nt
Organism: Cladophialophora carrionii CBS 160.54
Lineage: Eukaryota; Fungi; Ascomycota; Eurotiomycetes; Chaetothyriales; Herpotrichiellaceae
Exons: 3
Coding region: 1-2859 (952 amino acids)
Source: RefSeq, a predicted model, not a curated record
AUGCAGCUGAGAUCCAGCAUCACCAUCCCUACUCGUCUUGAGGACGAGGAGCCUGCGACUCCAAAAAACCGCAAUGGCACCAAACCCGCACACCCUGGUUUGAUGAGAGCCAACACUACCCCCUUCAACCCUGACAAUCCUCCAGCCGCCUUUCCUUCUCUCCCACUGACAUCAAUGGCAAUGUCUGUGGAAAACAAAAAUGUAUCUGAAGCGGCGACUACUGGUGACAACGUGACAGAGAACUCCAUCCCUAACGAAGGCAGCCUCGCCGGCGUUACUUCGGCCAUUCAUCGACAGGAAGAUUCUCAGGUUCAGACAAGCCAGAUCGGUGUGAAAGUCGAGCAAGACGAGACUCAGCAAGACCAGACUCACAAGAAAGUGACUCAGAACGACGGAUCAGCUGACAAUGCCAUGGCGCGGGCAAUAACUAACCAAGACAAAGCGACAGUCGCGACAUCCUCAACCACUACCACUCAGACUGUCAGCAUUGAUGCCCAGACUGUCGAGUAUGUUUCGACCCCCAGCGAGCACAUAUCCAGCAGCGGUGUGGCGCAGGCAAUUGGGAACCAAGAUGCGGCAGCAACCGCGAUGUCAACAAGCAAUGGCCCUCGCGUGGUGCAGCAAGUCAAAUGGAACGAAUUGCCUCUUUCAAUGCAGUACCACAUCUACAAAGCUAUGAAAGAAUAUCCUGUGCACCCCGGAUACAUAAGUCGAGCCUUGGGCAUGAAUGCGACUCAAAUUGCUCAGAUCGAGCAUGCUGUUGGCUUGCGAGCUAUCCAUCCAGCUUCGCUCGUAGACCUCUGGGCUUUCUGCGCAAGCAUCAGCAUGCCCAUCCCAGGCAUCCGGCCGGACAUGCAGGACUCCCAGAUCAUUGACCCCGACAUCUUCCAAGAGUACGCCGAGUACUUCACCUUCGUCUGCAAGUACGACUGGGCCUUCGAUGGUGAAGUCCGCCUUGCCAGAAAGUUCUUGAUGGAUCAUAACCUCUCACUCGCCUUUAUGGGACAAUGGGUGCUAGAUCCGCAUGGCAGCGGAUAUCGUCAAUUUGUCCCUUAUGUGCCAAGCACGCGCACGACUCCAUUGGCAAACGCCUGGCGACCAUUGUAUGGUGCAGUGCAGAAUGCGGCUAUGCGUCAGUUCCGCCCACGACCUGGACUCCUUCAUGGUAUUAUGCCGAGCGGUAGAGCAGUUGCAGCGAGAAAUGCUCGUCGCCACCCAGCCUUGCAUGGUCGGCCGGCCCUCCCUUCUGAUCCAGCCGCUUCAGCUGCUCGAGCAUUGGUCGAUCAGAGAACUGAGCGAGCAGGACGACAACGUCAUCCCCUUGCCCAGGUCUCUACGCCUGGCGAGUCAAGCACUCCUCCUCAGACUGGACAGCAGAGCGCACAAGACAUCGUCCAACCAGUGCCUACAGGAGCCAGAAACCCUGCUUCUCGACGAAACCCACGAUCCCACUUGAGUUCCCAAGAUACGCCUUCUGCACUGGGCCAGCCAAUCGCAAAACCCUCCGGCAAGACAGACUCUCAUCAAGAUCUGCCAUCAAGCAUGAAGCCAAAGAAUGCGCUGCAGCGUGCUAGAGGUAGCCGCGCUCAACAGAACGGUCAUGAGAAGAGAGGAGAUGAGACCGUGCAAAAUCAAUCGACCUCAACCCCUGCGCCGGCCUCUCUGCGCUUGGUUCUCAAGAUCGACAACAAAGAUGGCUUGGCUCAAGUGCUUCGAAACGCGCCGCCAAAGGCAGCUAAUCCCACGAUCUCUGCGGAUCCCUUCAAGAGUACAGCGAUGUCCGAUGUAGCCCAGAACGGUAGCGUCCAUGCCCCUCAGACUGUUUCUUCUAGAGCCCUGCCGUUCUCUACCACGAUGUCCGGCUUCAGUCGCGGUCUGGUCAUGGGACUUCCCUCGACCUCGGCUGCUGCCAGCGCAGCUGACAGCGUCUUCGCUAUCCCUGCAGCUCGUGCUCCGACUAACCAUGUUGACAAUCUUCACCGUCUGGUCAAGGCCGCUCCCGACCAUCCAAAGCGAAAAUCAUCCCAGUCGGAGAUUCGUCCGGGUGCUCGCAAGGCUCCUCGCGUGGAGGUCGCUGAUACUCACGCGACACAUGCACAUGGGCUCGUGUCUGCUGGCAUUGACAGUAUGGAUCGUCUUCAUACCGAAACAGAUAAGGCCCACGAAUCUGGGAAUGGUCCGAAGAACAUUACUAGAGGGGAUAUUACUCCAACCCAGGCGACAAAUAUGUUCUCGGACAUUGGAGCUGGCGAACUUAGCGGUGACUUUGCCAACAACUAUCUCCCGAAAGGCGUAAUAGCUCACCGACCGCUACCAUCUCCCACUUUCUCUGCCAUUUCCGAGAAUGCAGAUCUACCAGAGUUCCGAGCGCUUCUCCGACCAGUCAAGCACCGCCUGCGUGGCAAAGUCCCAGCCUUUGGCACCGUGGACACUCCCAAGGGAGGAGACAUUGCCGUGUCGACACCUUUGACCCCAGUUGCAGAACUGCAUCUCCUUCAGAAUAUCCCUACACCUGAAGCCAGUGGGACGGGUGAAACUAACCACGAGGAUACCAGCGAGGAGAGCAGCAUCGCGACAGGGACCAGCAAGAAGACCAAGAACAAGACACAGAAGCUCAAGCUCAUCGUCGGUCCACGCAGCAAAACUCCUACCUCUUUCUCUUCCGGCCGAGACUCAGCAUCUGUCCAUGGCAGUGGCUUCAGCAUGGGCACUAUCAUGAUUGCUCAACCACCCACUUCUGCCAUCGGGCUCUCUGCUACGCCUGAGUCCAUCGAGGAGAAGGCAGUCAAGCUGCGAAGGUCGGCUAGAUUGGCCAGAAAGCUCGUGGUGAACGCCGAGAAGCGUGAGGAAGAGAUUUGA